Molecule: messenger RNA, 3314 nt
Organism: Pangasianodon hypophthalmus (striped catfish)
Lineage: Eukaryota; Metazoa; Chordata; Actinopteri; Siluriformes; Pangasiidae
Exons: 21
Coding region: 375-2423 (682 amino acids)
Source: RefSeq, a predicted model, not a curated record
AUACAAAAAGGAGAUUAGUAUCAGUGUGAGAAAUUAUAGACAAGAAGACAAACCAUUUUAACAAAUAACACAAGUGUAAGUUGGGCAAAUAGUGUGUGUUAGCCUACAAAAUGAACGGCAGUUAGUGAGACCUGGUGGAUAAAGAGUUAAAAAUGAAACCAAAGCCGGAGAUAUUCAUAACGAAAGUGAAAGGUGAAUGUGUUUUUGCGCAGUCACACUGCAGACUCUGAAGAAAACAGUCGAGUAAACAGUGCAAAGCUGCAAAGCUGAAACAAUUUGACACUGAGUAGCUUGCCUUUUUUUUUUUUAAAGCUAUUUUGAAACAGACAGACAGAAGCAGCUGUUAAAAAGUUUUUUUCUAGUAAUCAGAUAACAUGGACAGAAAGCCGAAUCAACAGAAUGGCAGUGAAGCAAAUCAGCCACUCAUAGAAGAGUCAAGGUCAGACACCAGCACAUCAGAUGAGUCACAGCCGAGCACGACUUCUGAAAGUGAAAAUGUUAACCCCUCUAAGAACAAGGAGAACCAUGAUGGCCAAAAAGAACAAAAAACCUCCGAAGAUGACGCUGUUGGCACAUCCAGUGCCUGUGCACAUGAGUUGCAACAAGUAGAACCAGGGAAGAUUACAGACAUAUUUUCAGGAAAUAAGUUUUUUGUUCUUCUCUCUGGAAAUACAUUAAGUGCCCAUACGAAAAUCGUGGAUCAUCUUAAAAACCAAAGACCAGAUCUGCAGGAAGUGCAAACAGUGGAUGAGUGUGAUUUCGUUCUGGUUUUCUGUCCUGUUGUUUCGCGAGCUGGAACUGACAUUGAAGCAGCAGUGGGAAAGCUUCAGAAUGCUGCAGGUACCAAACCUGCUGUACUAGUGGUGCUCCAUCACACAUUUGAACCAGAGUGUGUUGUACCAGACAGCAGCAGUGCUGUGACCAGAAAGAAUUCAAUCACAGUAGACUGUCUGUUCCAUGAAGAUAAGGGAUUACUGCAGUGCCAUAAAAAUGAUGAAUCACUGGCCAGAAUUACAAACAUUAUAAAAUCCCAGGCAUCAAAAGAAAAUGGUUCUUCCUGGUCAGAAUACGUGUGGUCAUGGAAUCCCUGGUCACGUUCAGCCCCAGAGGAAAAACAAUGUGGAAAGGAAGAAGUGAAGGAACAAGGUCCCAAGACAAGUGAACAUGAAGACAUAUUUUCAGGAAAUAAGUUUUUGGUCCUUCUCUUUGGAAAUACAUUCGAUGCUCAUAAGAAAAUCGUGGAUCAUCUUAAAAACCAAAGACCAGAUCUGCAGGAGGUGCAAACAGUGGAUGAGUGUGAUUUCAUUCUGGUUUUCUGUCCUGUUGUUUCGCGAGCUGGAACUGACAUUGAAGCAGCAGUGAAAAAGCUUCAGAAUGCUGCAGGUACCAAACCUGCUGUACUAGUGGUGCUCCAUCACACGUUUGAUCCAGACUGUGUUGUACCAGACAGCAGCAGAGUUGUAACCAGAAAGAAUUCAAUCACAGUAGACUGUCUGUUCCAUGAAGAUCAGAGAUUACUGCAGUGCCAUAAAAAUGAUGAAUCACUGGCCAGAAUUACAAACAUUAUAAAAUCCCAGGCAUCAAAAGAAAAUGGUUCUUCCUUGUCAGAAUACGUGUGGUCAUGGAAUCCCUGGUCACGUUCAGCCCCAGAGGAAAAACAACAAUGUGGAAAGGAAGAAGUGAAGGAACAAGGUCCAAAGACAAGUGAAUAUGAAGGACAGUCAACUGAAACAGGUCAUAAGCUGAAAGAAAGUGAGGAUGAAGAAGAGUGGGAGCAAAUAUCCCAUUCAGAGCUGUCAGAAAAUCAACUCGGAAACAUAUCUCAAAUGCUUUCAGGGAAAAAGUGUUUCAUUCUUCUAAUUGGAAAUACACUGAAUUCUGAAGAGACCUUCAUAGACCAUUUUAAAAACCAAAUACCAGGUCUUCAGGAAGUGGUUGCAGUAGAUGAGUGUGAUUUCAUUCUAGCUUUCUGCCCUGUUGUUUCACAAGAUGAAACUAACAUUGAAGUAGCAGUGAAAAAGCUUCAGGAAACUUCAGAUACCAAGCCGGCUAUUCUGGUGGUACUUCAUCAUACAACUGAGACAGAGUGUGUUGUACAAGACAGCAGAAGAGCUGUAAACAGAGAGAAUACAGUCAUAGUCAACUGUCUGCUCCAUAAAGAUCAGGGAUUAUUGCCACGCAAUGAGGAAUCGACAGGUGCUCUGUGCAAAAAGAUAACCCAGAUGCUUUUGGUGGCACGUAAAAACAUCUGGCUUUUAAUAAUAUUUUCAGGUUUACAAAAAUUAUUUUCAUUAACUUCAUUACUAAAAUCCCAGCCUGAUGCAGCCAACCAGGAACAAGAACAACACGAAGAACAAGCAGUUUUACAGAUAGAGAAUGGAGAAGCUCGAGUUGCUGAUUCUGGUGAAGAGUGGAGGGUGUAGCUGCCCACCAGAGUAAGAGCUCAUGGGGAAGGUGACUGUGGUGGACACAAAAUGUGGGAUGCUGUAAAUUUGCUGAGGACCACAGACCUUUCUCCUUGUCAUACCAGUAAAACAGCCAACUGGAGAAAUGAGCUUAAGAAUAUUCAAUUCUAAUUUCUCUUUUUUCCCUUUUUUGACUUAUUCUGUAGUUAUUGACCUGCAGAGAUAAAAUUUCUUGUCUCAACACUGUUUAAACGCUAUUUAUUUUUGAUCUCCUAGUCAAGUAUUGUUCCUCCUGCCUAAUAGCAUAUAAUCUACAAAUAUAGUAUUAGCAUAUCAGUAUUUGUAAAUGUAUAAUCACAUUAUUGCAACAAGUCACCAUUAUUACUCUUGCAGUGCAUUAGCAUAUAUAUUUCUAUACAAUAUAUAUCUACAGUAUACAUAUAUCUAUAGCUAUCUAUAUCUAUCUACAGUCAUGUAAACAAUCCUUCUCACUGUAGAAUGGUGAAUUGUAAAUUGUUUGGACAUGACCUUAUAACUUUUCCCAGAUUGAUGAGCAUGGCUGAUGUCUUUUCUUCCUGGCAUGAUGUAGACACACACCUGAGUGCUCCAGAUCACCAAACUGUCAAAAGUUCUGCUUUUAUAGAGGUAGUCACACUUGAUUAACUAAUCUUGUGUAUUUCAUUUGUAACACCUGGCUACUAAUUACUCUCUUAAUGAUUCUGUAAGUAGGAAGGGUGUACUUAUUUUUUCCCACCUGGUUUCUGAGUUGGUUUACUUUUUGGGAAAAAGUAACUACAUAUUGAUGUCUGGUGUGCUUUUUGUUGUCACCUGAGGUUAUUUGUUUAUAUAAGUUGGUGAGGACUACACAAUUGUUAAUUAGGUGCUGACAAAUAAAAACAUAGAAUUGAA